AUGGCGGGCGGCGCCGCCUUUGGACAUUCAUCCCAAAACCUCCAUUCCCAGCAAGGCCUCGACUGGCGAGCAUCUUCGGCGCGCAGCAGUGGUAGUCUCGGCAGUUAUGGCUUCUCUCAAUCGCAGACCACGGCGAAUGCGAAUCACAACAAUGGCGGCAGCAUCAGCAAAAUAAACAGCUUCUUCGGCGGCAAAGGGUCGAAUCGCGAUUUGCCGGUUUACAAGGACAAGCCAUACUUUAAGCCGCGUCGUACAGGUUCAGAUAAGAUGAAGGCGAGGUUUAUCUAUGUCAUGUUUGCUCUCUUUGUUACGACCAUGUUGUAUGUGUUUUGGGGCGGUUGGGGAUCGGUGGCGGAUAUCGGUCCUAGUAGCAAUGUCGGCGAGGAGUUGUGGAAAUGGGUGCAGACUUUGGAUGAGGAAGAGACAAGCACGUCGAAAUACGUGGAUUGGGAGGAACGGCGAGAGCGAGUGAAAGACGCUUUCACUAUUAGCUGGGACUCUUACGAGACUUACGGCUGGGGCUAUGAUGAGUACCACCCCGUCUCCAAAAAGGGUAGAAACAUGGUUGAAGGCGGCAUGGGCUGGAUCAUUGUCGACGCUCUCGACACCAUGAUCCUGAUGAACCUGACCUCGCGUGUGCAACAUGCCCGGAAUUGGAUUCACAAUUCACUACGAUACGACCAGGACCACGACGUAAACACGUUUGAAACGACGAUACGCAUGCUUGGCGGGCUUUUGUCCGCCCACUAUCUCUCGACCAACUACCCAACCCUGGCGCCCAUCACGGACGACGACGUUGGCGCUCCGGGGGAAGACCUCUAUAUCGAAAAGGCCACUGAUCUGGCAGAUAGAUUGUUGGGUGCUUUUGAUUCCAAAUCCGGCAUUCCUUAUGCCAGUAUCAACCUCAAUACCUCUGUCGGGAUUCCAUCACACGCUGAUGGCGGCGCCUCGUCGACGGCAGAGGCAACCACUGUGCAGCUGGAAUUCAAAUACCUGGCCAAGCUGACUGGCGAGGCAGAGUACUGGCAAAUCGUGGAGAAUGUUAUGAAAGUCGUGGAUGACCAGCAGCAAGAGGAUGGCCUGCUCCCGAUUUUCCUGUAUGCAGACAGCGGCGAGUUUCGCGGGGACAACAUCCGCCUGGGAAGCCGGGGUGACUCGUACUAUGAAUACCUUAUCAAACAAUACCUCCAAACGUCCAAGGGAGAACCAAUCUACAAGGAAAUGUGGGACGAAACCAUCGAGGGAAUCAGCAAACAUCUAAUCACAUACACCAAGAACGGAGACAUGUCACUUAUUGCCGAAAGACCCGACGGCCUCCACCGGCCUCUACUAGCCAAGAUGGACCAUCUGGUAUGCUUCAUGCCCGGCACAAUCGCCCUGGGGGCCACCGAAGGCCAGCCCUUGUCCGUGGCCAAGCAAUCCUCAACUUGGAGCCGACGACAAGACGAAGAAAUCCUGCUUGCCAAAGAACUCGCCAAGACAUGCUGGGCAACAUACCUGGCCACGGCGACGGGGCUAGCCCCCGAAAUCACCUAUUUCCGCACCGAAAACCCGCCCAAGAUGCUCUCCGACGUAUACCCCGACUCAACUCUCCUCGGCGGCGGAAGCUCCUCCUCCUCUCCUUCCUCAGGUCAAGACCUCAAACUCAUUUCCGCACCGCUCGAAGACACCGAGAUAUGGGAACAAGAUAUUGACAUCCACCCUCAAGACACGCACAACCUGCAGCGGCCCGAGACAAUCGAGUCCCUCUUGUACAUGUACCGCAUCACCGGCGACGAGCAGUACCGCGAAUGGGGCUGGGACAUGUUCAAGGCCUUUGUCAAGCACACCGCCGUCAUCCAGCCUGUCGUCGACCACCCCGACCCUUCUUCUUCUGCUGCUGCUUCCAGCAAAAUCGUAGGUUUCACCUCUCUAUCCAACGGCAACUUCAACCCGCCCGUUCAACGAGACAAUAUGGAGAGUUUCUGGAUGGCCGAGACGCUCAAGUACUUUUACCUGUUGUUCUCUGAACCUGAUUUUAUUCCGUUGCAGGAUGUGGUGCUGAAUACCGAGGCGCAUAUCUUCCCGCGGUUUAAGAUGGGAGGAGAUUUGAAGACGGGGUGGACGAGGAAGCCACGAGUUGUUUAG
Talaromyces rugulosus is the source of this 2127-nucleotide messenger RNA. RefSeq lists its product as uncharacterized. Bases 1 to 2127 code for a protein of 708 amino acids. Gene Ontology annotation, cellular component: endoplasmic reticulum; membrane. Lineage: Eukaryota; Fungi; Ascomycota; Eurotiomycetes; Eurotiales; Trichocomaceae. Gene Ontology annotation, molecular function: mannosyl-oligosaccharide 1,2-alpha-mannosidase activity; calcium ion binding. Gene Ontology annotation, biological process: carbohydrate metabolic process; N-glycan processing. The record is from RefSeq and is a predicted model, not a curated record. The transcript is spliced from 3 exons.